This is a messenger RNA of Dreissena polymorpha, 3115 nucleotides long. RefSeq names its product pre-mRNA-splicing factor 38B-like. Lineage: Eukaryota; Metazoa; Mollusca; Bivalvia; Myida; Dreissenidae. The coding region runs from base 30 to 1181 and encodes 383 amino acids. The transcript is spliced from 3 exons. The record is from RefSeq and is a predicted model, not a curated record.
GAUACGAACAGGAGUGUGUCGAAAACUACAUGAAAACGAGGACUUCUGAUUCCCGGCUUUCCGUUGUUGACGAGAAGGAAAACAGUCGUGCAGUCAGUGACUACAUAAAAAAGCGCGGGAAACGGCGGGCGCCGUUGGCAGACGAAAUCAAACGUAGUCAGAGCACAGACAGACCUUUGGACGUCCCUCGUCGGUCCGACAGUAGCCUGACCACGCGCAGUCUACCGUCGCCGGCGACGCUGAGAACCGUGGAAGAGGAGAAAGACGAGAUAAUGAACACCCUGACGACAGCAAAUCGCCAGAAAGAGGCUGAGCGGCUACGUCAGUUGGAGAUAAUCGAAGCCAGACGCACAAAAAGACGUCAGCAAAAACAGACGACAGAGGAAAAAGCUCUGGAACUUCUUGAAAAGGCAGUUGCUAUGGAUAAAAUGCUUUCCGAACGAAAAUUGGAACAGGAUCAACAGCUUCAAGAACGACUUGAAGAUGCGAGAAGAAAACGCGCCGAAUCUCGAGUCGGUAACUACGACGACAGUAAAUCCAUGGACAGUAAAUCGAAAAGUAGGUCUGCAGAAGGGAAAGAACUCAGAGAAGACAAACGAACUGAGAGACCACCUGAGAGCGAUCGCAUCGGUGAGAAAGACCGAACGAGUGAAAGGGACGAUAAACGUGAGAAAAGAAGCGAACGGGAAAAAGAUAAAAGAGAUCGAAGUGACAGAGAGAAGGAAGAACGAAGAGGUGAGGGAGAUCGGAAAAGCGAAAAAAUCGAACGAACGAGUGAAAGUGACGGAAAACGUGAGAAGAGAAGUGAACGAGAAAAAGAUAAAAGUGAUCGAAGUGACAGAAAGAAGGAAGAACGCAGACAUGAAGGAGAUAGAAAAAGCGAAAAAAGCGAAAGCAAAAGUGAUCGUAAAGACGAUAGCAAACGUGACAAUCGUGAAAGGACAGGCGAGAAGAGGAGUGAAAGCAGAAGUGAUAGGAAAGACCGGGAAAGAACAGAGAACAAAGAAGACCGACGGGAAAGGUCCGACAGGGAACGAUCUGAUCGCUCAGACAGAAAAGAAAGGAGUCACCGAUCGAGUAAAAGUAGUUCUUCUGAAAAUAAAGAUCUUGAUGCGCCAAAGAGUGAGAAAGUUAGCAAGGAAGAGAAAAAGGCUUCUGACUACGACUUCACAAUUUAUUAAGAAUUUCAUACUGAGAAAUAUAAUUAUAUAAAGAGAAAUCGUUGCUUUAUUAGUUCAAGUCAAUUAACGAACGUCGACAAACAUAAAAUAUUAAACGGGUAAAUAAAUUCACAUGUUGUGUUAGAUUACAACAGUUUGUGUGAAUUUCCACAAAGAUACUAGUGUUAUUUGCAGUGUGAUUGUUUUUCUUUUUUAAAACGAUGUUUUUUUGUCUAACCAUGUUUGCUUUGAAAUAGUCAAAGAGUGUCGUAUGCUUGAGAUUACCUACUUAUUAUUUGCCCCAUGCACAUGUGUCAGCUCAUACGUAAAGCGCCGACUUACAUUUUCUCCAUGUACUCUAUGAACGUCCAUGGACGGGUUAUGUUAGACAAUUAUAGGAAAACGCGCUCCUCUCGACAACUACCUCGAAAACAUCUUAGUUACUUUCGAAAUGUGUGCGUUGUACUUUAUUUAAAUGUUGUUUCGUUAUUUUUGUUAAAAUGAAAUUUAAUUCUUAUGAUUUAGUACUCUUACCUUAUUUUAUGCUGUAAACGUAUUCAUGAUUUUAGCACACACUAUUUUAACAGGCAAUUAUAACAGCCUAAAAUAGAAGUCCAAUUUGUAAAACGAGUUUGCUGUUCGUUUGAACAUAAAACUUAUAAAGAAUAACCUUGCAUCUGCUUUAUUUGAUCUAAGGGCAAUAACCAUUAUAAUGUACGCCAUAUGAAGUAAUCUAUUGAAGAUUGCACGUACAAUACCAUAGCAUUGCACAUAAUAUAAUAAGUGAUUCAUUUCAGACUUACCAAUAAAAUACUUUAUGAAUGAUAAGUCAAAAGCUGUGUGAAGUUCCGGAUAAAGCACCAUUGGGGCCCAUAGGCAAUGUAACAUGUGGAGCCUACGCACCAGGCUCCUAAACGGCAUAACGCUUACCAGAGACCAAUGCUCAGUCGAUUUCACUCGUUUAAAAUAAGCCUUCCAAUAAAGCAAUUGGCUUUUUAAAGUCAUUAUAUAAGGCUAGGUAAGUAAAAUGUUAAGGAUUUUACGAUACACUUACAUCACGAACAUCAUCUCUAUGGCCGUCAAAUUUUCUGGACAAAUUACCUUGCAUGGAUCAUUUAUUAAAUUAUUCGUGCAGUCAUUUAUCGGUAGAUUGUUUUAGAUAUUUUGAAUGAACAUAAAUCUUGUAUGUAUAAAAGAGAAAUGGAACUUGAACUUCGAUACAUUUUUUUUAAGUGAAUGUUAAUGUUUCUUUUCAUAUGCGCUGAAAUGGACUUUUGAUAUGCGCAUUUUAUUUAAUACACACAGCAGCAGUUCAAACAAUUUAUUACAUGUUUAAAAUAUAUAAAUGUUAUUGAUUUAUCUAUUUAAAUACAUGAGUCUAUUUUUAUGGUUUACUUUGCAGGUUUUCCAUUUGAGUUUCUAUUGUCUUUUCUUAAUGUUUGGUUUAGUAAACAGCGUUUUUUUUUUCAAUAUAGAAUAUUCGAUAAAUUGGGUAUGAUUCAAUAUUGCACCUUAUUCUCUUUUUAGGAAAAUACCAUACGAACGUUCUUAUUGUCUUUAUAAAAGAGUAUUUCGUUUGGCACUUAGCCGGACCUUAUGACUCAGUCACAAAUUAUCCGGUCGCUAGCCGAUGUGUCCGAUCUCCAGGUAUCUGGAAGACUGGACACGUCGGAGCCGUCCGCCGUCCGAUGAGUGACACAGUUUAAUUACCAGAUAUUAACAUUUAUAACAAUGUAUCUAUACCACUUGGUCCGUGAUGUCAAGUUUACUCUUAACGCAAAAGAAAUAAUGUGCCCCACGAACGAAUUUCACAUCAGUUUAAGUAUCUUAAUUGCACCCAGGGCAUCAAAUUAAGUAUUUUAUUGCGUUUAUCUCAUAUUUGAAUGUGUUGUUAUUUUAUUUUCAUUUUUUGUAAUACAUGAAUUUGUGUUAAUAAUAAAAAUCAUUCUUAGCAA